Messenger RNA from Electrophorus electricus (electric eel), 1266 nucleotides. RefSeq names its product neurotensin (gene nts). Gene Ontology annotation, molecular function: neuropeptide hormone activity. The record is from RefSeq and is a predicted model, not a curated record. NCBI's taxonomy places the organism in Eukaryota, Metazoa, Chordata, Actinopteri, Gymnotiformes, Gymnotidae. Gene Ontology annotation, cellular component: extracellular region.
AGCAGCGAGGACCUGCAGCUGGAUACAGACCAAGGAGCGCAGAGCUGGCUGGACGACACUCACAACAGAGUUUCACAGUCUCUUCCUCUCACCUGUCUGCUUUCACCUUCCUCAUUCUUCUCCCUCGCUGUCUCUGAAUCUCUCUCUCUCUCUCUCUCUCUCUCUCUCUCUCUCUCUCUCUCUCUCUCUCUCACUCUCUCUCAUCUUGACCUUUAACCUUAUGGGCCUGGUCUAAAGGUGCAGCGCAAAGUCUGGGGGACUGCCAGCAAGAUGCAAGUUCAGAUGACAUCCGUCGUGAUCCUGUUUUUGAUCUGUAACGGACGAUGCACAGGAGCUGAGCACCCUGCUCUAACGGAGCGAAGUCAUGCAACAGACGAUCAGAAGGGCUGCGCGCGUGAAUCACUCUGCAGCUCUUAUUCGUCAGCAGACGGCGAUCGGCGGACGGUGGCGAUGGAAGAGGAGACUCUGGCCAGGCUCCUCGCUUCCGAGGUAAAGCAGAGCAGACAUAGCGCCCCCUUGUGGCAGCUGCCUUUGCUGAACAUGUGCAGGAUGUUGGGGAGCGUCACUGAGCCUUGGCAGGACAGGACCGAUGAGGAGAUUCAGGCAGGAUUUGAGCAGAGGCUCGAUGCUGUCCUUACCCCAACACUGGAGCAGCUGUACGACCUCCAGACUCUCUGCAAAAUACUUCAUCCCAGAGAGUUUCAGGACGGUGAAGAAUACCUCCAAGUGGAUGAGGAGAGCGAGAAUCCACUGAAAAGAAAAUCUCCCUAUAUUCUGAAGAGGCAGCUGCACACCAACAAAGUCAGAAGGCCAUACAUUCUGAAACGAACUUCCUUCUACUGAUCGCCACACUCACCAAAAUAAAAGACACCCUGCGUUCUGGCUAAUAUGUGCUGCUUUACUCAGUAGUACCAUCUUAGUCAUUUGUUUUUCAUUUUGGUUUGAUUUAGUACUGUGUAACUCCCGUGGUGUGUCUGCUCUCCCUGUGUUUUGCUAAGCGAGAAAGACGUGUAAAAAUCAGCAAGGAGAUAUUGUAUGUUUCUUUUAAAGAUUAUUAUAUUCGCGCAAUGUAUAUGAUUUUUCUUUUGAUGCAAUGAAACGUCUUUCAACAAUUCACGACAUGCACAUCAUUACUUAGAUAAAUUAGACUAGUUUAAAUUAGACUAACUCCCUUGGAUGUGAAAUCAAAUAUUACUAAUGAACUGAAAACGUACUUGCCUGAUUUGUACUUCACUUAACACGUACGGAUGGAUUACUGCUUAUAAU